This is a messenger RNA of Asparagus officinalis (garden asparagus), 2075 nucleotides long. Its product is annotated as phosphomevalonate kinase, peroxisomal-like. Gene Ontology annotation, cellular component: peroxisome. The record is from RefSeq and is a predicted model, not a curated record. The transcript is spliced from 10 exons. Gene Ontology annotation, molecular function: ATP binding; phosphomevalonate kinase activity. Gene Ontology annotation, biological process: isopentenyl diphosphate biosynthetic process, mevalonate pathway. NCBI's taxonomy places the organism in Eukaryota, Viridiplantae, Streptophyta, Magnoliopsida, Asparagales, Asparagaceae. Bases 376 to 1791 code for a protein of 471 amino acids.
UCUACGAACGCGCUCCACGUGAGGGUUUUUUUAUUAUGUUUCGAAUCUGAUGCGCAACAGAAAUAUUGUUCCAAAAACGUUUUUUUAUAGAAAAUUUCCGAAUACCGAUAUAAAAAUUCGAUCUGCAAAAUCUCUUGCAACUCACUCUCUCUCGCAGUGAUUCUAGGGUUUUGGACUUCUUCUCAAAUCUCUCUCGUCUCGAUCAAAUCCGCUGUAAUUUUUGAUCGACUCGGUACUUGAAUUUGGCAAUGGAAGUCGUCGCUUCAGCUCCGGGCAAAGUUUUGAUCACCGGCGGUUACCUGGUUCUAGACAGGCCCAAUGCUGGGCUGGUUCUGAGCACCACUGCUCGAUUCUACGCGAUAGUGAAGCCUCUUCAUGACGAGAUCAAACCCGAGAGCUGGGCUUGGUCAUGGACUGAUGUGCGAGUUACAUCUCCCCAGCUUUCCCGGGAAGCUACGUACAAGCUUUCUCUUAAGAACUCAGCCCUUAAAUGUACCUCCUCGAGAUUUCAGGCAAUCAGUAAACCCUUUUGUGGAACAAGCUGUGCAGUAUUCUGUUGCAGCUUCGAAUGUUGUCUCUUCUAGCGAGGAGGGAAGGAAGGAUGCAUUACAAAAACUCCUUUUACAGGGUCUAGAUAUUACCAUCUUAGGCAGCAAUGAUUUUUAUUCAUACCGGAAUCAGAUUGAGGCAUGUGGACUUCCUUUGGCACCGGAAUCACUGGCUGCAAUUCCACUCUUCUCUUCAAUUACAUUUAAUGUGGAAGAGGCCAACGGGGCUGCUGGGAAAUGCAAACCUGAUGUUGCUAAGACUGGUCUAGGAUCAUCAGCAGCAAUGACCACAUCUGUGGUUGCAGCUCUGCUUCAUUACCUUGGAGCUGUUAAUCUCCCAUUGACAACGAAAAGUAUGCCUGAACAGAAGUCUUUGGAUUCAGAUCUUGAUUUGGUACAUAUCAUAGCUCAGAGUGCUCAUUGCAUAGCUCAAGGGAAAGUUGGCAGUGGUUUUGAUGUCAGUGCUGCUGUUUAUGGCAGUCAAUGCUAUGUCCGAUUUUCCCCUGCAGUUCUUUCUUCUGCUCAGGUUACAGGAGGAAACAAUUUGGCAAUCAUUGGUGAUGUUCUUAAGGAGAAGUGGGACCAUGAGAAGUCGAAGUUCUCUUUGCCUCCAUCAAUGACUCUUCUGCUAGGGGAACCAGGUGCUGGAGGUUCCUCUACUCCAUCCAUGGUAGGUUCAGUGAAGCAGUGGCAGAAGGCUGAUCCUCAGAAAUCUCAGGAAACAUGGAGAAGAUUGGCUGAUGCUAAUUCAAAGCUUGAGACACAAUUCAAAAUAUUAAACAAAUUUGCAGGAGAACGACGUGAGACAUACAACCAGAUUAUAAGCAGUUGCAGUGCUCAUGUUCAUUCCAAGUGGAUGGAGCAAGUUGCUGAUCAACAUCAGAAGUCAGUCAUAAAAACAUUGCUGGAGGCGAGAGAUGCUUUCCUUGAGAUCAGGUUUCAUAUGCAACAGAUGGGUAAUGCUGCAGGGGUUCCAAUAGAACCAGAAUCACAAACUCGACUUCUGGAUGCCACCAUGAGUAUGGAAGGAGUUCUGUUAGCUGGAGUUCCCGGAGCAGGCGGCUUUGAUGCAGUUUUUGCAAUCAUUCUUGGAGAAUCCACUGAUGCUGUAAGCAAAGCAUGGAGCUCACGGGGGGUUUUGCCCUUGUUAGUUCGAGAAGAUCCUCGCGGCGUGUCACUGGAAACAAGCGACCCCAGAGCCAAUGGGCUUACAUCGGCCGUUUCUUCUGUGAAAUUAAACUAAUUCGAUAUUGUUGUUUUAAAAUGUAACUGAGGAUGAUUUAUUGAAACGUGGUUGAGGUGCACAAUCACAUCGUGAUGAGCAGCUUCAAGCUUGGCAGCACAACAUGAAGAGUUAUUUUCUUUAAUCUAUUCAUGGGCUCAGCUGUAUUAUAUUAACUUAUUGUUUGCUUGGAUAGGCCUAGUUGGGGUCUCAUAUUGUAAUAAUAUCCAAACUUUAUGAUACAUGUUCAGUAGGGAGUUUUUUGAAUAAAUAAUUAUUGUAAAAGCAAAAUGGUUUAGAAAUAA